This is a messenger RNA of Salvelinus namaycush (lake trout), 2007 nucleotides long. It is a transcript of the gene nfil3, whose product is annotated as nuclear factor, interleukin 3 regulated. The coding region runs from base 347 to 1732 and encodes 461 amino acids. Gene Ontology annotation, cellular component: nucleus. The transcript is spliced from 2 exons. Gene Ontology annotation, biological process: DNA-templated transcription; regulation of DNA-templated transcription; circadian rhythm. Gene Ontology annotation, molecular function: DNA-binding transcription factor activity; DNA binding. Lineage: Eukaryota; Metazoa; Chordata; Actinopteri; Salmoniformes; Salmonidae. The record is from RefSeq and is a predicted model, not a curated record.
GCUGCUGGCAGAAUACUAGUGUCACUCCGAAAGGAAAAGCGAAGCAGACAAGGAACGCUACUCCAAAUUUACUGGAUUUUGCCUCCGGCAAAACGAUUUGUUUUUGUAUAUCAGAAACUCAGCCUAUACUCUUUUACACGGUAUACACCGGAAAACAAUACUUUUUUUUUAUCAACCUGAUGCUUGAAAAGCUUUGGUGAAUUCUAAAGGACUAUUCCCCUGUUGGAACUACCAUUGUUGGACACAAAUGUCAUUGGUACCUUUUGGUUUAAGAUAACGAGAUGUCCAGUCAAAAGGACUAAGGACCUAUGAGUUUCUUGAACACAAAUAUCCCAAUCGUUGAAAUAUGCAGACCAUCAAAAGCGAGCCACUGUCAAAUGGCUCCUACAGCGGAGAGGAUGCCCUGUUUCUGGCUGUGCCCCGUCAAGAGGCCAACAGGGAUCUGAUGGACCACAAGCUCUCUGCCAUGCCCUUCAAGGCCAAAGGCACCUCCUGCCGCAGGAAACGGGAGUUCAUUCCGGACGAGAAGAAAGACAAUCUCUACUGGGAGAGGCGGCGCAAGAACAACGAGGCGGCCAAGCGUUCGCGGGAGAAGCGGCGCCUCAACGACAUGGUGCUGGAGAACAAGCUGCUGGCCCUGGGCGAGGAGAACGCUUCCCUCAAAGGAGAGCUGCUGGCCCUGAAACUCAAAUUCGGCCUGGUCAGCUCUGCGGCCUACACGCAGGAGGUGCAGAAGAUCUCUGUGUCAACGGCCGCCCUCUACCACGACUUUGUCUCGCCGGGCGAAGCCCGAGGCUCUUGCAUCAGGGACCUGGAGUCCCCUCACCUGGGCAGCAGCUGCAUAUCGGUCAUCAAGCACUCCCCUCACAGCACGCAGUCUGACAUGGCCGAAAUCUCUACAGCGACCAAGGGUAGCAUGUGCAGGACCCCCGAGAUCAUCAAGCAAGAGCCAGCCGAGCACGGAAGCUACGUGCGUGAGAGGAGCAGUCCAUACGAACUGUACAGGAACUACAUUGCCAGCCCUUUCCCCGGGGUUUACUCCCAACCCUCCCCGUUCCUGCCGCUCACCAGGUCGAUCAGCAACUCCCCGAGGACCUCGGACGACGGUGCCGUGAGUAAGUCCUCGGACGGCGAGGAUGAGCAGCAGGUCCCCAAAGGCCCCAUGCCACAUGCCGCCGACCCGAAGAGCGUCAUCGUAUCCCGCCUCAAAGUGCCAGAUGCUUGUUCGUCGGCUCUGCCCCACAAACUGCGGCUCAAGAACAGGGCCAUUCCAAUCAAAGUGGAGGCCAUCGACCCUGACUACGACUCUUCUGGAAAGUCCUCCUCUCCCAUCGACAUGUCGGCCAGAGAAGGCUACCAGAGGGGCCAGGGUGCCGUGGCAGACUACAUGCAGUCGUCCCUCAGCCCCUUGUCACUCCAAGUGACCAACAUCCGGGAUUGGACCCACCAGCCAGAGCACUGGCACAAAGACAGCUCAGAGAAGCCACAAAAUGGCUACCAGAACAGGCUGUCCCCGGUCCCUGUCUCCAAAAAACUCACUCUGGACCUUGAAGACGGCUCCUACGCCCACUCAGACUCUGAGAACUUGUACUUAAAACGAGGCAUAGCUGACCUGUCUGCAGAAGUUUUGUCUCUGAAAAGACUGAUAACAUCGAGGCAAGGGUCCGUGAUAGAAUCAACCAAAAGCACUGCUGAUCAUGAGUCAUUAUCGAAAGGAUGUUACUCAAAAUGAGUUCUGUUUGCACAAUGCCUUGUUUUCCACUGUAUUUACUAUUGCACUGUGCGGUUGAUAUGGUGUAUAAAUGCAGUACAUUUAAAAUGAAUGGUGUGUUGUGCACUUGCUGUUGUAGUUCGGCGUAUCUUCUUCAUAACUCCACCUGUAACCCAAAGCCAAAUGUCAGGCUGAGGCUACUACUGUACAUGCACAUUUUACGUCAACUUUUGAAAAGUUUUGUUGUAAAUGGUGACUUUUUGUUGACAAUAAAUAUGUGUAAGCACUGAACCUUG